GCGCAAUCGCCGACAAGCCGCUGUGUGCGCAUGCGUGACUAGACGUGGCAGCACAGCGGCAUCAUGGCCUCUCGGAACCGCUUCAGGAGUCGGAUGAGGGAGGGCAAAAUGCUCUUCUUGGUCCUCCUGGUGUGGCUAUCAUCGCUGCUGGAUGCGGUCAAGGUGUCCCCCCUCAUAGAGAAGGUCAGCGACCACAAAGACUUGAAGAAACUGCUCAGGACCAGAACCAACGUUCUGGUGCUCUACACCAAGACAGCUUCAUCAGGAGAUGCCCACCUGAAGCUGCUGUCAGACGUUGCCCAGACAGUCAAGGGCCAGGGGACCAUUGCCUGGGUCAACUGUGGGGACUCCGAGGGCCGUAAGCUCUGCAAGAAAGUCAAAGUGGACCCGAGCUCCAAAAGCGGCGGUAUCGAGUUGCUUCAUUACAAAGAUGGAACCUUCCAUACGGAGUACAACCGGCCCGCUACUUUCAAGUCCAUGGUGGCCUUCCUGAAGGACCCCUCAGGACCUCCACUGUGGGAGGAAAACCCAGAAGCAAAAGACAUUGUUCACGUAGAAACAGAAAAAGACUUCAGGAAGCUCCUGAAGAAAGAGGAUAGGCCGAUCCUCAUGAUGUUCUACGCUCCAUGGUGCGGCGUCUGUAAGAGGAUGCAGCCCGUCUUUCAGCAAGCAGCCACAGAAACAAAGGGACGAUACGUCCUGGCCGGCAUGAACGUGCACCCGGCCGAGUUCGACGGCCUCAAGCAGGAAUUCAACGUGAAAGGCUACCCGACCUUCUGCUACUUCGAGAAAGGCAAGUUCCUCUACCACUACGAGAACUACGGUGCUACAGCCAAGGACAUCGCAGACUGGAUGAAGAACCCUCAGCCCGUUCAGCCAAAGAGCCCUGAGGUGCCAUGGUCCGAGACCGAGUCAGCCGUCUUCCACCUCACAGACGAGUCCUUUGACCGCUUCCUGGACGAGCAUCCGGCUGUCCUCAUCAUGUUCUACGCCCCCUGGUGUGGCCACUGCAAGAAGAUGAAGCCAGCAUAUGAAGAAGCUGCCGAAACGCUCAACAAAGACAAAGAGAGUCCUGGCGUGCUGGCAGCGCUGGACGCCACAGUCCACAAAGCCAUCGGGGAUCGCUUCAAGAUUUCGGGCUUCCCUACGUUGAAGUACUUUGAGAAGGGACAGGACACGUACACACUGCCGCAGCUCCGCAGCAAAGACAAGAUCAUCGAGUUCAUGCACAAUCCGCAGGCGCCGCCCCCACCGGAGCAGUCUUGGGAGGAGAAGCCCUCCAGUGUUGUCCAUCUCGGGUCGGAGGACUUCCGAGAAGCUCUGAAGAAGAAGAAACACGCUCUGGUCAUGUUCUACGCUCCUUGGUGUCCGCACUGUAAAAACGCCGUGCCUCACUUCACCACCGCAGCAGAACUUUUUAAAGAGGACCGCAAGAUUGCGUACGCGGCGGUGGACUGCACCAAAGGACAGAACCAGGACCUGUGCAAGCAGGAGGGGGUGGAGGGCUACCCCACCUUCAACCACUACAACUACGGCAAGUUCGUGGACAAGUACCACGGAGACCGCGGGGAAGCAGGCUUCAUCGGCUUCAUGCGCAGCCUGCGAGGCCGCGAUCAGGAGAAAGUCAUCAAGAAGAAGGAGGAGCUCUGAAAUGAGGCGUUGAGGUUGUGGGGGGGGGUAGCCACGCACUUGCCGUCCCCCGCCCCAUCAGCACUGACACGGGAGAGACGUGAUGACCUCAGCAAAUCUUUUUAAUACGGUGGUGACCCCUCCCCUUUCCCCCCUCCCCUUUUUGGGGUCCAAAUGAAAGCCGCCCAGACACUGUGACUGACUGACAAGCUAACGCGUAUCUAUGCAAUACCGAGGGUGGCGGCUGGGGGCGCCGUCACUUGACCAUCCCGCCCCCCCUCCUCCAAGAGGGUGACAUCCUCUCUAGGGUUCCGGACUUCACGUAUGGAGCUGCCGUGUGAACAUGCAUGUGAUCAUGUGACCUGACGCUCCCGUAGCAACGCAAGGCCAAAGGACCAGAUGCGUUGCAGUGUGCCACAAAGAAAAGAAUGCCUGGGAAUGCCGGAGUGGUGUUACCAUAACACCACUGGAUGUCGACUGGCCAGAUGAGUGUCGCUGUAAAGGAAGUGUGCACCUGAAAGGAUGCUGGUUAUCCUGCUGCUAUUCGUCAUCAUCCGGGCGCCACUGUCAGAUGUGCUGAGUGCAGCUUCUUCUUCAUUUAUGGAGCCUGACCGUACAGAAAAAUGUCCAAAGCAAAACACACAAACGGUCACCGGGCCGAGGCUCGUUGCUAGCAUGGCUAGAGUAGUUACCGAGGAACUAAGGUACAUAUAUUUAGAGUGGUUACUGAUGAGCUAAGGUGCGUACAUUUAGAUUGGUUACAGAGGGACUAAUAUGCAUACAUUUAGAGUGGUUACUGGGGAGCUAAGGUGCAUACAUGUAGAGUAGUUACGAAGGAACAAUGGUACAUAUAUUUAGAGUGGUUGCUGAUGAGCUAAGGUGCAUACAUUUAGAUUGGUUAGGAGGGACUAAUGUGCAUGCAUUUAGAGUGGUUACAGAGGGACUAAUAUGCAUACAUUUAGAGUGGUUACUGGGGAACUAAGGUGCAUACAUUUAUAGUAGUUACCAAGGAACUCAGGUACAUAUAUUUAGAGUGGUUACAUGGGGGGGGCUAAUAUGCAUACAUUUAGAGUGGUUACUGGGGAACUAAGGUGCAUACAUUUAGAGUAGUUACUAAUGAACUAAGGCACAUACAUGUAGAUUAGUUACUGAAAAACAAAUGGCUAGAGUAGUUACGGAGGAACUAAGGCGCAUACAUUUAGAGUAGUUACGGAGGAACUAAGGCGCAUACAUUUAGAGUAGUUACGGAGGAACUAAGGUGCAUACAUUUAGAGUAGUUACAGAGAAACUAAGGCACAUACAUUUAGAGUAGUUACGGAGGAACUAAGGUGCAUACAUUUAAAUAGCAAACGGUUUCGUAUGCUCCUUUAAUAUCAAUAAAUCAAGUUUAAGUUAAUUGAAACUAAAUGAAAUAAAAU
Messenger RNA from Doryrhamphus excisus (bluestripe pipefish), 3047 nucleotides. The record is from RefSeq and is a predicted model, not a curated record. NCBI's taxonomy places the organism in Eukaryota, Metazoa, Chordata, Actinopteri, Syngnathiformes, Syngnathidae.